GGCUGCGCCAUUGGCUUGCGCGUUUGAUAUUCAGUCAGCCAAUCAGAGAAGCCUUUGAAGUUCAUACCCUCCUUUCACAGCGCGAUGACGUAACGGUCUGAGGCUUCCAUCCACCCUCGCGCAGUGUGUCCGCUGUCAGCACAUACAUCUAACCAUCAUGUCUGGGAGAGGGAAGACUGGAGGCAAAGCCCGAGCAAAGGCCAAGUCCCGCUCCUCCCGAGCCGGACUCCAGUUCCCGGUGGGACGGGUCCACAGGCUGCUGCGCAAGGGAAACUAUGCAGAGCGUGUGGGCGCCGGGGCUCCGGUGUACCUGGCCACGGUGCUGGAGUACCUCACCGCGGAGAUCCUGGAGCUGGCAGGAAACGCAGCCAGGGACAACAAGAAGACCCGGAUCAUCCCCCGCCACCUGCAACUGGCCGUCCGCAACGACGAGGAACUGAACAAGCUGCUGGGGGGGGUGACCAUCGCUCAGGGAGGGGUGCUGCCCAACAUCCAGGCGGUCCUCCUCCCCAAGAAGACGGAGAAACCGGCCAAGAGCAAGUAAACACUUCCGGGCUCGGCUCAGAGCCAGACACUUUUCAUACCUGUGUUCUUUGGAUUAAAACCCCUUCAAACAGGGACUGUGUUUUAAAUCGAUGUUUCUACAGUGAAAACAUUCGUUAGUCAUCGACUGACUGCUCCAAGGAUUGUGGGAAAUGGAGGCUGGAUGCUGCAGGCCGGGGAAAGGUCUGAAUGUGGACCAGUUCGGAAGGGAGGGUUGUUUUCAUGAUGCAAUGUUGCUACAAAACGUUAACAUCGUUGUAUUUAUUUCAUGAUGUCUGAAUAAAUGUCCUGUAGCCUUCCGGCACAGUGUCCGUGUUGUUGACAGGGCCUGCUGUUAGCAUCGCUCAGAAUCAGAAUCCCUUUAUCCGUCCCACAGACACAAAAUUUGAAUUUGCUACAGCAGCAACAGAGCCAAAGACAGAUUUACAAAAGAAAAUAUGCAUUAAAAAAAUAUUAAGAUAAAGAAAAAUACACAUCCUGAAGUGAGAUAUAACAGCCAGGUAAAUAUUGCAGUUAUUACUAAUGGCAUAUUUCUGUUUAUAU
Eleginops maclovinus (Patagonian blennie) is the source of this 1086-nucleotide messenger RNA. RefSeq names its product histone H2A. Gene Ontology annotation, cellular component: chromatin; nucleosome. NCBI's taxonomy places the organism in Eukaryota, Metazoa, Chordata, Actinopteri, Perciformes, Eleginopidae. Bases 158 to 544 code for a protein of 128 amino acids. Gene Ontology annotation, biological process: heterochromatin formation. The record is from RefSeq and is a predicted model, not a curated record. The transcript has a single exon. Gene Ontology annotation, molecular function: protein heterodimerization activity; DNA binding; structural constituent of chromatin.